This is a messenger RNA of Arvicola amphibius (Eurasian water vole), 2588 nucleotides long. RefSeq names its product NADH-cytochrome b5 reductase-like (gene Cyb5r5). Gene Ontology annotation, molecular function: oxidoreductase activity. The coding region runs from base 144 to 1091 and encodes 315 amino acids. Lineage: Eukaryota; Metazoa; Chordata; Mammalia; Rodentia; Cricetidae. The record is from RefSeq and is a predicted model, not a curated record. The transcript is spliced from 7 exons.
GGUGCCUUUGCUUAUAGGUGGCCCCUGCAACGCGCUCUCAGUUUCUGAGGCACCUGACGUGGAGGGGUUGCAGGCUGACAACGAAGGAGAGCCUCUCCUGUCCCAGUUGUCCCUUUGUCCAUGCUGCCCAAGCCCCACUGACAAUGGAUGAGAGGGAGGACAGAGAUGCUGAAGCUUGGCUGCAGCUGAAGCCUGUGGAGCCCCUGCCCUCCCAGUGCUGUGGCAGUGGCUGCUCGCCCUGUGUGUUUGACCUCUAUUACCGAGACCUGGAAAGAUGGGAAGCAGCCCGAGCCAGAAAUGACCGGAGCCUGCUGAGUGGGAAGCAGUCAUCCGAGACCCAGGGCUGCUCUACCAAGCUGAGUCCGGAGACCUUCCUGGCCUUCCACAUCAGCGCCAUAGAGAAACUCACCAAGGACACCUAUCAUGUCCGGUUUACACUGCCUGGGAACAGUCAGCUCGGCCUGCAUCCUGGGCAGCACCUCAUCCUACGAGGUACAGCAGAUGGCUUAGAAAUUCAGAGAGCCUAUACUCCCAUCAGCCCUGUCACUGCAGAAGGAUACUUUGAUGUUUUAAUCAAGUGCUAUCAGAAUGGGCUGAUGUCCCAGUACGUGGAGUCCUGGAGAAUAGGAGACACCGCUUUCUGGAGAGGGCCUUUCGGAAGCUUCUUGUAUGAACCAAACAAGUAUGGUGAACUCCUCAUGCUGGCAGCUGGCACAGGCCUGGCCCCUAUGGUGCCCAUCCUGCAGAGCAUCACAGACAAUGCAGAUGAUGAGACCUUCGUCACCUUGGUUGGCUGCUUCAAGACCUUCGAGAGCAUCUACCUGAAGACCUUCCUCCAGGAGCAGGCCAGGUUCUGGAACAUGCGAACCUUCUUUGUCCUCAGUCAGGAGGUCUCCCCAGAGCAGCUUCCCUGGAGCUACCGUGAGAAGACCCACUUUGGCCGCCUGGGCCAGGAACUGCUUGAUGAGCUAGUGGCCCACUGCCGGAGAAAGCCGUUUACAUUAGUCUGUGGCUCACCUGAAUUUACUGAGGACAUGGCUAGGUGUCUGCUGGCUGCUGGUCUGACUAAGGAUUCCUACUUCCUCUUCUAGCCCUGGCCAUGGACCUUAUAUAGGGGCACAGGAAGGAGCCCAGACUAGAAUCAGAAAACAUGGAAUCCAGGGCAGACAUUGCUUCUGACUUACCCAGAGACCUUGGGAAAAUGUCAUCACCCUUGGAACUUCCUUUCCUGUCUGCACAGAAGGUUUGUCCUUCCCUCCUAGUUCUGGUAUGUGAAGGGAACCCAGCAGCUAGCCUGGAAGUCAGGGAAGACUCCUCCAAGGAAUCCAAACAUGGAGUCCUGCCAACCUCAGGAUGGUGGGCAUUGGAUGGGAUAAGGGGUGAGGAGCCUCUCUGAUCCUUCCAGAGGAUCCAGAGUCGGUGGUAGGGGAAUGACUUCGGGAAAGCUCAGAGCUCUUUGGAGGACCUUAACUUCUCUACCUUCCAUGGGUUGAACCUGACUUGCUGAAGGCCUUGCUCGAUGACCUGACUAUGUUCUCAGAACAAGGCACUUCCCUGGAUCAGAUCUGUGUCAGUGCCAAGUCUUUCCUGCCAUGAUCAGCUUCAUGCUCAGUUUCUCUUUCCUGGCUCAGGAAGCCGCCCAGAGUCCUUUCCCCACAAAAGAAGAGUAAUAGAGGCAAAUGCCCCUCCCUCCUGCAGGCAGCCACAUAGCCCGUGCCUUCAGCUCGGUGCCCUGGCGACAGUUGCUAUGGAGAUCUAAAGAUAGAGCAGGAGUCAGGAGACCUGGGUCCCUCUCCCAGCUCUGCCCACUGAGUGGUUGCUGAUCCAGGUCCACCCAGCCCCCACCCCCACCUCCUCCAUCCUGCAUGGGGCAUGCCCUCUCCAGGGAACUUGCUGCCCCUGGGCAUCACGUCGACUUAAUGAAUUCUGCUUUCCACAGCCUGGGCCCCGGUAUGCUGCGCCAGCACAGGCUAGAUACAGGCAGUCCCAGACUUCUAAAGCUCGGCAGUGGAAUGUUAGAAGCUGAGAGCUAGAAGCCUUCAGGAUUAGGCAUUUAUAACCGCAGAGUUGCAGUCUUCCCAGCUGAGCAAAUGCUCUGAUGCCAGAAAACCCUGUCCAGCAGAUUCACUAUACAAACAGGGAAACCACGGCCCCAAGAGUGGCUCACCUAAGCUGAAUGGCAGGGACAGCCCUACAGGUCUCCCGUCUCACCCCCUGCUCAUGGUUGUACACCCUGCUUUUCAAACUGGCCUCCAUGGGACACUGGGGGAACCUUGCCUGGAAGGCAGCAGGAAAGGGUGUGGAGGGAUCCUAGGUCCCCUUCAGUCACAGCAGGUCGGUGUAGUGAGGCCUAGAGGAACUUUUGUCUUUGCUAUUCCACCCAGAAUAUCAAAACCAAUAAAUCCCUGUUCUGGGCCUAACUAUAAUGUUAAUGUUCACUAACUAUACAAUCGUGGCGAGCAGCUGGGUGGCGGGAAGUUUUCACGCCAAGCAUCAAGGACAUGGGACUUCUGUCAUGGUUUGCAGGGUGUUAGGUGUGACUUCUCAGAACCAGGUGUCACGGGCACAUUAAAGUUCCAUGAACAUAA